GAGAAAGGCUGUGCUUCUCUGGUCUCAGCUCUGAAGUCAAACCCCUCACACCUGAGAGAGCUGGAUCUGAGUAACAAUGACCUGAAGGAUUCAGGAGUGAAGCUGCUCUCUGCUGGACUGGGGAAUCCCCACUGUAAACUGGAGACUCUGAGGCUGUCAGGCUGUCUAGUCACAGAGGAAGGCUGUGCUUUCUCUGGUCUCAGCUCUGAAGUCAAACCCCUCACACCUGAGGAGCUGGACCUGAGCUACAAUCACCCAGGAGACUCAGGAGUCAGACUGCUCUCUGCUGGACUGGAGGAUCCACACUGCAGACUGGAGAAACUCAAUGUGGAACAUGGUGAUCUCACACUGGACCCAAACACAGUAAACAGAUUCCUCUCUCUGUCUGAGGAGAACAGAAAGGUGACACGGAGGAGAGAGGAGCAGCCGUAUCCUGAUCACCCAGAGAGAUUUGACAGGGAACAGGUGCUGUGUAGAGAGGGUCUGACUGGGCGCUGUUACUGGGAGGUAGAGUGGAGUGGGAGAAGGGCUGUUAUAGGAGUGGCAUAUAAAGGAAUCAGAAGGAGAGGAUGGGGUAAUGACUGUGUGAUUGGAUCCAAUGACAAGUCAUGGAGUCUGUUCUGCUCUGACAACCGUUACUUUGCCAGGCACAAUAAUAAGUCCACUAUCAUAGACGUCCCCUCCUCCAGCUCCCACAGAGUAGGAGUGUAUCUGGACUGGCCAGCCGGCACUCUGUCCUUCUACAGAGUCUCCUCUGACACACUGACCCACCUGUACACAUUCCACUCCACAUUCACUGAGCCCCUCUAUCCAGGGUUUAGGGUUUGGGAUGACCCCUUUGACCUUUGGGGUUCCUCAGUGUCCCUGUGUCAAACAUAACACACACACACACACACACACACACACA
Messenger RNA from Coregonus clupeaformis (lake whitefish), 907 nucleotides. Its product is annotated as stonustoxin subunit beta-like. Gene Ontology annotation, molecular function: protein binding. The record is from RefSeq and is a predicted model, not a curated record. NCBI's taxonomy places the organism in Eukaryota, Metazoa, Chordata, Actinopteri, Salmoniformes, Salmonidae. The annotation marks the transcript as partial. The transcript has 4 exons.